UAACUCUCACUUUCUAUUCCUUUCAUUUUCGGCUUUGAUUUUUGUUUGCCAAAAUUGCCCCCCAUGUAUUCUUGUUUCGCUUCUGCUCUUUUUCACUGCUCAAACCCUACAAAUCUCCCCUCUACUAUCUCUUCAUCUGUGGUCUCAGAAAAUAUUAUCAUUUGUGGGUUUUGUUCACUGGGUCUUCCUCCACAAGCCCUUCAUUUCUAUUUCUGGUUUUGGAUUUGAUAUCUCUUAUACUAUAUUCUAGGACGUGACGGAGCUAUGGCUGAAGGCACAGAAGUUGAAGAGCGGGUGGAUCUUGAUGAAGACAAUUAUAUGGAAGAGAUGGAUGAUGAUGUUGAAGAACAAAUAGAAGAUGAUGAUGUUGAAGAACAAAUAGACGAUGAUGGAGUAGAUGGAGGUGGGUAUGAAAAUGUUGAAGAGAAUGUUGAAGAAGUACAUGAGGACUCUAUUACUGGGGCUAGUGGGAAAGAUCAAUCGCCAGAAGAGAAUAGAAACCACAUUGCCUCUGAAUCCGUGGAAGAUGAAGAAAAGCCUGCUGCUUCAGUUGAUGAAGAUGAGAAGGAGAAGCAUGCUGAACUUCUUGCCCUUCCUCCCCAUGGGUCUGAAGUCUUCAUUGGUGGACUUCCUCGAGAUACCCUGGAAGAAGAUUUGAGGGAUUUUUGUGAGCCAAUAGGCGAAGUUCUUGAGGUAAGAUUGAUGAAAGAUAAGGACACUGGUGAUGCCAAGGGUUAUGCUUUCAUAGCAUUUAAAACAAAAGAGGUUGCACAGAAGGCCAUUGAAGACUUACAUAACAAAGAAUUCAAGGGUAAAAACUUAAGGUGUUCGCUGUCUGAAACUAAGCACAGAUUAUUCAUUGGUAAUGUUCCAAAGAGCUGGACAGAGGAUGAGUUUAGAAAAGUCAUUGAGGAGGUUGGUCCUGGAGUUGAAAACAUUGAGCUCAUAAAGGAUCCUCAAAAUCCAACCAGAAAUCGUGGUUUUGCUUUUGUUUUGUAUUACAAUAAUGCUUGUGCCGAUUAUUCAAGGCAGAAAAUGGCAAAUGCAAAGUUCAAGUUGGAUGGCAAUACCCCAACUGUCACCUGGGCUGAUCCAAAGAGUGCACCAGAUCAUUCUGCUACUGCUCAGGUUAAGGCUCUUUAUGUCAAAAACAUUCCAGAGAACACUAGUACCGAAAAACUAAAGGAACUGUUUCAGCGCCAUGGGGAAGUGACAAAAGUGGUUAUGCCACCUGGAAAAGCUGGUGGCAAACGAGAUUUCGGGUUCAUCCAUUAUGCUGAAAGGUCAAGUGCAUUGAAGGCUGUUAAAGAUACAGAGAAAUACGAAAUUGAUGGCCAAGUUUUGGAGGUUGUACUUGCUAAGCCACAGGCUGAUAAAAAAUUUGAAGGUUCUUAUCCCGGUAAUGCUGUGCCUCAUCCAAACCAUCUUCCACAUUCUGGGUAUGGUGGUUUUGCUGGUAAUCCAUAUGGCUCUCUAGGGGCUGGAUAUGGUGUUGCUACUGGUUUUCAGCAGCCAGUGAUAUAUGGUAGGGGUCCAAUGCCGGCAGGAAUGCACAUGGUUCCAAUGGUUUUACCGGAUGGCCGAAUUGGCUAUGUUCUUCAGCAGCCAGGUGUACAGAUGCCACCUCAUCAGCCUCGUAGAAUUGAUCGGAGCAAUGCUCCAAGUGGCCCACCAGGUCGAGCAGGAGGUAGCAGUAGUGAUGAAGGCAAUCGUGGCAGGAGGUACCGACCCUAUUAGUGGUAGAGGACAGGCUGCUGUACGAGUCAGAAAUUCUGCAUCCAGAGUUUCAGUGUUGCAGCUUCUGGAGGACCACUAUUACUAAUGUUUUGUGUUUUUAGGUGAAUCAAUUGGUCCAUGGCAUCUCUACCUUAAGAUUUAAGACUGCCUCUUUUUCCAUUGUUUUAGUCUUCUAGGGGUCACUUUAGCUAUGGCAAUAGUUUUGAGGCCACUAGUUAAGAAAACUGAAAUUUGCAAGAUUCUAGCUCUCCAGAUCUCUGCAGACAAAGCAAGAUGGUUGGUAUUUGUUUAAAACUCUGAAAAAGCUCUCCAGUGAGCAGGUAGAUUUUGAUCCUUAAUAGCCAAGGGACAAUUUUUCUUCAGAAAAAAAAAAAGAAAAAAAAAAAAGAUGAUGAUAGAAAGGCUUUUAUUUAAACUGUAAAUGAGUGUUGAACUUUCACAAUAACUUGUUUCCAAAUACAAUCUUGAGCUGGAAGCUUGCCUGCAGGUUCUAAUCUUCAAAGUGAAAAAUUUAGAUUGUAAAUGGGUGUUGAGGUGAAACAAAAACUUGUUGACAAAUAUAAUCUUGUGCAGGAAGCUUGCUGAGGUACUAAUUUUCAAAGGGAAAUGUUGAUCAAAAGUUGGACUUUUUCCCAAUGAUUGUUAUUACAGCAUGUGCACAAUUGUUGGAACA
Molecule: messenger RNA, 2410 nt
Organism: Corylus avellana
Lineage: Eukaryota; Viridiplantae; Streptophyta; Magnoliopsida; Fagales; Betulaceae
Gene: LIF2
Product: RNA-binding (RRM/RBD/RNP motifs) family protein
Molecular function (GO): RNA binding
Source: RefSeq, a predicted model, not a curated record